Jatropha curcas is the source of this 1333-nucleotide messenger RNA. Its product is annotated as NEP1-interacting protein-like 1. Lineage: Eukaryota; Viridiplantae; Streptophyta; Magnoliopsida; Malpighiales; Euphorbiaceae. The record is from RefSeq and is a predicted model, not a curated record.
CUCAGAAAAUAAAAAGAUCUUCUUGGUUUUCAAAGAAAGAGAAAUAGAUAGGAAAAUAAUAAAAUAAAAUAAAAUAAAGAAAAAGAAAGGAAAGAGCUUUUGUUUCAAAGCAAACAGGUGGAUAGAGAAAGUUGUCUCCAAGAAAAUAUAAGUAGCUUUAAAUGCGAGGUAGUUGAUGAAUCAAUAUAGAUUUGCUUCUCUCUUCUCAUUUCUUUUCUCUUAACGCCUAAGCAUACCCAAAACCAAUAAACCCAUCACCACCUCUUCUCUCCUCGAGAGAUAUAUAUACAUAUAAUUAGUCUUUGUUUAAACCCAACUUUUGUAGAUCAAAGGUAUCCUUAAACAUAAUCUUCUGUUUUGUACAAUUGGAAGCUAAAGGCUAAAAAAAUGGAGUUUUAUCCAUACCCGUCUCGGUUUUCUAUGUCUUCAUUGUCUUUCUGUGGAGAUUUUGUUGAGAAAGUUAAACAAGUUUGUAAUUUUGCAGUAUCUGCCAUUAUUGGGAAUAUAUUCUCUGCGAUCUUCACCUUCUUCUUUGCUUUAGUGGGCACCUUGCUAGGAGCCAUGACAGGAGCUUUGAUAGGCCAAGAAACUGAAAGUGGGUUUGUUAGAGGGGCUGCAGUAGGAGCCAUAUCAGGAGCUGUUUUCUCAAUUGAAGUCUUUGAAUCUUCUCUUCUUCUUUGGCAAUCAGAUGAAUCUGGAAUCGGGUGUCUUCUUUACUUGAUUGAUGUUAUUGCAAGCCUCCUAAGUGGGAGACUUGUUCGCGAGCGAAUUGGCCCAGCUAUGUUAAGUGCAGUACAGAGCCAGAUGGGUGCUGUUGAAACAACCUUUGAAGAUGUCCAGAACAUCUUUGACACUGGUGGUGCCAAGGGAUUGCCUGGAGAUUCUGUUGAAAAGAUCCCUAAAGUCAAAAUCAGUAGCAAUAACAAUAUAGACGCUUCAGGGGAGAAAGUCGGUUGUUCCGUCUGCCUUCAGGACUUUCAGCUUGGAGAGACAGUUAGAAGCUUGCCUCAUUGCCAUCACAUGUUUCACCUACCUUGCAUAGAUAAGUGGCUUCUCAGGCAUGCAUCUUGCCCAUUAUGCAGAAGGGAUCUGUGAUUUUCUUUGUUAUUUUCUUUCUCCUGUAAAUUACAAGAAGAGAAAUGGCUAUAUUUUGUCAUGUAUAUUGGCAUUACCUUCCAGGGCUUUCUUUGUUUUGUUCAUUCUGAUGACUAGAUGAGUAGUUACCCUGUUGCCCUGGUAGCUUGGGUAUUUGCCAUGACAUUUUACUAUAGAGUAGUGAUAUGUAUAAAAAUUUUGAGUUAUGAUAGCUUUUAAUUGCUUUCUUUUUCAUCAA